Messenger RNA from Lagopus muta (rock ptarmigan), 12558 nucleotides. It is a transcript of the gene RAPH1, whose product is annotated as Ras association (RalGDS/AF-6) and pleckstrin homology domains 1. The record is from RefSeq and is a predicted model, not a curated record. Gene Ontology annotation, biological process: signal transduction. Bases 1465 to 4569 code for a protein of 1034 amino acids. The transcript has 12 exons. NCBI's taxonomy places the organism in Eukaryota, Metazoa, Chordata, Aves, Galliformes, Phasianidae. Gene Ontology annotation, cellular component: plasma membrane; cytosol.
GAACUUGGCCAAUCUUUUGUUCAUGGUUAGUUGUUUGCAGCUCAAUUGAAAGACUGGGCAGUGCCAUAUGAAAGAAUUCAGCCUUGAGGUUUUUAAUUGUGAUGGACUAGGCUUCGGUAAGGCUUUGUAGAUUGCAGUUUUAAUUCUGAAGGCUCCUGCUCAGAAAAAUUUAGUUAAGUUCCCAUGGACCAGCAGAAUAAUGGUCUUUGAGGAUGUCAUUGACAACAAUCCAUUUCAUGGUCAGGCAUACAGAGGUAUUAAAGCCUUAAAAAUAAUUCUGUUUUGAAGGAAUUAAUAGUAACCAUCCUUUAAUAGUAAACCAUCAUGGAAAAUUUCUGUCUUGGUUAUAGCUUGGCAAAAUGUGUUUAAAGAGCUGAAAAUACGUUGUAUGCGUGGAAAUGUCAGACAAUUCUGCUCUCUAAUGGUACAACAUUAGUUUCUAAGUGAUGGUAAGACCAGAUGAUCCUAGUGACCUUUUCCAGCCUUAAUGAUUCUAUCAUUCUAAGCAUAUGUAUUCUUUUUCUGGAGUUUUGAUAAGAAUAAACUGCAACUUCCUUUUCAUUUCUGUAUGUAUCAAUCCCUAACUCGGUAACUAAGUUAGCAAAAUUAAUGUGCCUGAAAUAAAUAUCUGUACCUUUGAUAAAAAGGGUAAGCAUUGAAUGCCACACUGGAAAUCUUUAGACACUUUAGGCACUGACUUUUAGGAGACACAUAUAUCCUAUCCUAAGACACUGCAACCUUUCCUCUUAAGAAAAAAAUUAGGGAAAUAGAAAAAUACUUUCAUUUCUUUUUUAAAUAAAUAAUGGUAUGAGGUUGCUUGGGUCUAGAGCAGUAUAUCCAGCUGAAGAAGAGGUGAAUCUGUAUCCACUUUUUCUUGUUAUGUUUACUAAUUGUCACUAAAGCAUAUUUAUAUUACUUCCUAGUAUGAAGAAAUUGAUGCAGAAAGUAUAUGAAGUUACAUGAAGUGACAGGCUGUUGUGUUGUUUUAUUUAGAGGUUUUAACACACAGCUAUUAUUUAGCAUUCUUGAUGGACAAGGACUACCUGGGUUUGUUUGUGUGUGUCUACAAAUGUUUUACUGCAGUGUUUUAUCUUAAGUUAAUGAUGAUUUCCACUUUUCCUUGCAUCCAAUCUCUUUCCCUUCCAAUAGCAUGAGAAAAAACCUGAAUCUCAUCUUUGAGUCACGGCUGAUUGAAGUCAUUGAUCAUUUGUAAGAAAUUGGCAUAAGGGACACUGCAAUUUUUAAAUGUAGUUUGGUUUCCUUUAAUUUCAUUAAUUGUCAUCGCUUUUUUAUUCCCUUUCCUGACUGAGAAUAAAGGCUUUCUUUUCUUCCCCUUUCUUUUCCCCUCUUUUCCUUUUGCAUUUUUUCCUCCUCAUUUUCCUGCUUUUUUUACUCUCUCUCUCUGUGGGACAUUCCAUUAAUCAGUCCAAGCAUCCCAUUAACUCUUCAGAAGAGGAAGCUGAAAUGACUCCUCACUCCUAUUUGGACAGGGAAACCUCCCUCCUUCUGAGAAACAUUGCAGGAAAGCCUUCUCAUUUGCUGACCAAGGAGGAACAGGCUGCUAAACUGAAAGCUGAGAAGAUUAGAGUGGCGUUAGAGAAGAUUAAAGAGGCACAAGUGAAAAAGUUGGUGAUCAGAGUCCACAUGUCUGAUGACAGCUCAAAAACAAUGAUGGUGGAUGAGAGGCAAACAGUGAGACAAGUAUUAGACAAUCUGAUGGACAAAUCACAUUGUGGUUAUAGUUUAGACUGGUCGUUGGUGGAAACAAUCUCUGAAUUGCAGAUGGAAAGGAUCUUUGAAGAUCAUGAAAAUUUAGUUGAAAAUCUUCUCAAUUGGACAAGAGACAGUCAAAACAAGCUAAUGUUCGUGGAACGUAUAGAGAAAUACGCACUUUUUAAGAAUCCCCAGAACUAUCUCCUGGGGAAAAAAGAAACCUCUGAGAUGGCAGACAGAAAUAAAGAGGUGCUGCUAGAGGAAUGUUUCUGUGGAAGUUCUGUAACUGUGCCAGAAAUUGAAGGAGUUCUGUGGCUGAAAGAGGAUGGUAAGAAAUCUUGGAAGAAACGUUACUUUCUUCUACGAGCUUCAGGAAUCUACUAUGUUCCUAAGGGGAAGGCAAAGGUCUCGCGGGAUCUCGUGUGCUUUCUACAGCUAGAUCAUGUCAACGUUUACUACGGACAGGACUAUCGGAACAAAUACAAAGCUCCCACAGACUACUGCUUAGUGCUGAAGCAUCCUCAGAUCCAGAAGAAAUCCCAGUAUAUCAAGUAUCUUUGCUGUGAUGAUGUAAGAACUCUACACCAAUGGAUCAAUGGCAUCCGCAUUGCUAAGUAUGGGAAGCAACUGUAUAUGAACUAUCAAGAUGCACUAAAGAGAACAGAAUCGGCAUAUGACUGGACUUCCUUGUCUAGCUCCAGUAUCAAGUCAGGCUCCAGCUCAUCUAGUUUGCCAGAAUCUCAAUCAAAUCAUUCUAAUCAAUCUGACAGUGGAGUUUCUGACACCCAGCCAACUGGACAUGUCCGUUCCCAAAGUAUUGUCAGCUCCAUGUUCUCUGAGGCCUGGAAGCGAGGCACGCAACUGGAGGAAUCCAGCAAGGUGCGAAUGGAGCCUGCAGGUCGGCCCUUCAUCUCUGUUGCACCUCCUGUGUCCCCACAGACAAAAGUGGUGACCCCCUAUUCAGCAUCACAGCCAUCCCCCCCACUACCCCCUCCACCCCCUCCUCCUCCUCCGCCACCACCUCCUCCUCCUCCUCCGCCACCUCCGCUCCCCAGCCAGGCCGCCCCAUCUGCUGCCUCACCUGCUGCCAUGUUUGUUAAGUACAGCACCAUCACCAGGCUGCAGAAUGCUGCCCAGCACGGUGGGCCUUUUUCCAAGGCCCCUGCUGCUGCACAGCAGCCCCCCCUGCCCCCUCCAUCCUCAGGCAAGCCUCAGAUACUGGUGCCGCCCAAUGGAGUCAUGCCACCUCCCCCCCCUCCUCCUCCUCCCCCCACACCGGGCUCAGCCAUGGCACAACUGAAGCCGGCACCUGUUGCCCCCUCUGUACCACAGUUCACACCUCCACCACCCCCUCCCAAAAUCCAUCAGGUUCAACCAAAUAUAAGUCAGGUGGCUGCUGCUGCCUCACCAUUGCCACCACCUCCUCCCCCUGUGCCUGCCCCACCACCACCCCAAGCACCCCCAAAGCCUCUCAUGACAGCUCUCCCCCCACAGCCUAGCAAGAAGGCAGCAUCACCAGGGGUCUCACACAUCACCUCCCCUGUGCCAGUUCCCUUGCCUCUUGCAAGUAAGAAACAGCCAAGUGUCACAUCUCCCCAGGUGCCUCCGCUGCCCCCGGCCCCUCUGGGCCCCACUCCUCCCCCAACAUUUCCAAAGCAGCAGAGUUUUUCUAUGAAGCCUCCCCCAUCACCUCAAUCCCCAGUGCCGUCAGUAGUGAAGCAGAUAGUCAGCCAGUUCCCACCUCCUCCCACCCCACCUGCCACUGAGCCCCAGCCUCUGAAACCCCUUCCUUUGAGUGUGGCUCCCCAGUCACCUCCAGCGGUGAAAGCAAAACCCAAAUGGCAGCCUGCCUCUGCUCCCUCACCGGAUUUCCCACCUCCUCCACCAGAGAGCAGCUUAGUGUUUCCUCCUCCGCCUCCUUCCCCAGCUACCUCUGCAGGUUCUCCCCCCCCUGACAAAUCAGGGUCUCCAGUCAAAAAGACCAGCAAGACAUCAAGCCCUGGAGCAAAGAAACCGCCUCCAACACCUCAGCGGAACUCCAGCAUCAAGUCCACCAGCUCCACUGAGUACAGUGAGUCCAAGAGACCUUCAGUGGACCGCCUUGUCAGCAAAUUUGCACACCCACCAGAGCCAUCAGGGUCUCCAUCAAAGGAGUCAUCACCUCCUGUGGCCCCUCCAAAGCCCGGAAAGCUCAAUCUCUCUGGUGUGAGCUUGCCCAUCGUCCUUCCGCAGGGAGGGAUCCCGGCCAAGGCUCUUGCUCCAGGUGUAUCAGGGAAGGAACCUAUGGUUGAAUUUCCUUCUCCGCCGUCGGAUUCAGACUUUCCACCACCACCACCUGAAAUAGAUCUUCCUCUCCCCCCCGUUGAGAUACCAUCUGUGUUUUCAGGCAGCACUUCUCCAAAAGUUGCUGUGGUCAACCCUCAGCCUCAGGCGUGGUCGAAACCAUCAGUUAAAAAAGCUCCACCACCCACACGUCCGAAGCGGAACGACAGCACUCGGCUGACACAGGCAGACAUCGCAGAGUCACCGGCAACACCUGGCCCCCAAGUGCCCACUUCACCCAAGUCUAGCCUUAGCGUUCAGCCAGGAUUCCUGGCAGACCUCAACCGGACGCUGCAGCGGAAAUCCAUCACCCGGCACGGCUCCCUCUCCUCUGCCCGGAUGUCCAGAGCAGAGCCCACUGCCACCAUGGACGACAUGGCCUUGCCGCCGCCCCCACCGGAGCUUCUGGCCGAUCAGCAGAAGACGAGCAGCUUCGGGGGCAGCCACAUAUCUGGCUAUGCAACAUUACGGAGGGGGCCACCCCCCGCGCCUCCCAAGAGGGAUCAGAACACUAAGUUGUCACGGGACUGGUAAUCGGUCACCUGGGGCCGGUGCUCUCCAUGACUUGUGGCUGCUCUAUGACCAGCCAACCUGUGAUGUUGUGCACUUGGAGAGAAUAUGGGGACGUGGAUAAUAGCCCUGUCAAAAGAGGUGAUCUCAAACUGUAGUCAAGGCUAAAGAUAGACAUUCCCCCCUCAUGGCUAGGCCAAAACAGUUGGGGGCAGAGGGUUGUCAGUAUUUUAUUGGGGGAGGUGGGUAGAGAGGUGUUGACUUAACAUUUUCAAUUUCUUUUACCCUUCAUAUGGAUUGGACCAAAAUCCCUUUUUCUUACUUUUUCUGCAUUUGGGGGGGAAGAUAAUUUUUUGUAGUGUCUGUCCAUGUGAGACAUGUUUGUGCAUGUAUUAUAAGUGUAGGUAUAUAAUAUAUUGUGAUAUAUUUCAUUGCAAUUAUAGAAGAUAACCAGAAUGUUUUUGUAGAUCCGUAUUUAUUGUUUCAGUCGCUAUGUUAUUGGGAAUCGGACUCUGUAACCAAUCUGAUUGUAAAGAUGAAACUGUUGGGGGCACUUUAAAGAAAGGAGAAAGGAAGAAAGGAAAAAAAAAAAAAAAAAAGCAGGGAAAACAAACAAACAAACAAUUUGGCAGUUUGUGAUGGGUAAAUGGUGCAGAGUUGAGUCUGCUAGUAACUGCACGCUGGUCAUUGAUUAAAAAUGCAAACACAACAUACCAAAACAUUCUGGUCAUAAUACUACUGAAAACGAGUAUGUUAUGAGGAAGAAAAUAGAUUUUAUAUAUAGUGGGCUGGAGUGAAAUAUAUUUAUACUAUAAAGAACCUCCCCCUUCCUUCCAAAUAGUUUAAAAGUAUACACUGCUACAAAUUAAUUUGAAGUUAUUUGUCCAUGAAUAACUAGGAGAAGUACAUACUAUUCCAAUCCAUUAUGCAUCUUGACUUUAUAGUAGGCUUGAUCAUUUGUUUUUAUGACACAAGGUGACUAUUUCUGUUAACCCCUUCUGAAAGCUGCCAGGACUCCUGCAACCAGUGCCGACCCACAAGGCUGACCCCUGUGGACGCACCACUUGUACGUGUAACUCUUUCCCUGAACAAACAGGUAGGUUUUGGCAGUGUUACGUUCUCAACUGAACAUACCUAGCACAGUCUCAUGCUGUCUGUGCCCAGUAAGAUGUGUUACCGUUACAGAAACAAGUGUCUGGAAACAGUUAAAAGUACUGUUUGUAAUUCAUUAGUAGCUGUCAGGAAAUAUUACUUUCUAGAAAGAGAAAGUAUUGGUAACUUGAGGCAAACACAGCUGCAGUUCUCUUUUCUUUGACGUGCCAGGAACUGUGACCAACACAUAGAGCUGUUAAUUAUGAAGUUGCACUUCUAACAGCCAAGGGGAGGACUGGAAAAAAAAAAAUCUUUGAGAGGCAAUAAUGUUUGCAGACAGUUUUAAGGGGCUGCAUGAGUAGGAAAUAUUUGCUUUGGUGUUUUUUUUGUUUGCCACAGAGUCACAAUCACGGCAUCAGGUACCACAGUCCUUUUUUUGUACUUUGGAAGUUUCACGAUGCUGCUUUAGCCAUGGUUUGGACACAGUAAGUUAGUGCAGUUAGCGUAAGUGCUCUUGUGUGUUAUGCAUGCUCCGUACAGGGUAGUGGUAUACAAUCUAUGUAGGUUAAGCAGAAUAUCGGGCCUGUACCCAGGUCAUCCUUGGUUGUUACAACUUCCUUGGUCACGACAGGGAUGCUGUCAAGGCUCAGAUGUCAAAAGGAUUUUAUUAUUGUUUACCUUUUCUCUAAAAGCAAGUAUUAUUACAUGCUUUCCUUCCCACAAAACGUGAAACAAAGGCGGUAGUUUAACCUGGCGGUGUCUUCAAGCGUUAAAGUAAGGUACAAGCUAAGCUCGUGGUAGAGAAAUUCUGGCUGAUAGAAAUAUUGUGAGAGGGCUUGCUGUUCCUUUUUUAUAGUUUUUUUUUAAAUCUAAAUAAUAAAAUAAAUGUCUUUGUGAAUAAUUUAUCAAUAGGAAAAAGUUUGCCAAUUAGAAGGAAAAAUGACGCAUCUAUAACUAUAUAAUUUUAAAUAAGUGCAUCAUGAAAAGAGAAAAAUCAAUGGUGCUGUCUCUGCCUUCCUGUUUCAUAUCCCUUCUUGAAAUCUCUUUCAGCACCUCUGGAAAUUAUUUUAGUAUUUCAGACUAGUUUUUUUGAGCAAUAAGGAUAUACCAUUGUGUGCAUUUUUAAAGCACUGCUGUGGAAAGGCACUUUUUUUCUAUCUUUCAGAUUGUUCACAAAUUUCUGUUUCUACUACUUUUGUGCUUAUGAAGUGUCCUUAAAAGCAUUUAUGUUGUUGAUUUUGAGCAUGGUCAGUAUAGCUGGCUAAUAAGUUAAUAGAAAAAUUGUUAAGCUAUACUGGAAUUCAUGGGUGCUGUAAUUUUCUACGUUGGUCCUUCUGCUGCUUUGUACUGUAUACAGCUCCAGGGGCUCGUACCCACCAGUGGUGCAAAAUGUGUGCAGACACAGUUACAACUCCCCAGCUGAUACUGGCAGUAGGCAGGUGGCACAUUCUCUGCUUCCUGGUAGGGUGCAAACAUGAGUUGAUGCAGUGCGUGCUCCCAGACAAGAGCAAUCAGGGAAUUCUGCUUAUCUCCUCUCUUUCUUUCUCUGCAAAACAGUUCUGUUGGUGUGUGAUGGUUCCAUUUUUUUUUUUCUUCUGUUCAUUCAGUGCAGGUGCCUCUGGGAUUUGCAUUUGGCAGAGCAAUGUUUUGAGUGCAGGUUUUUCUGAGGUGUUUGAGCUUUGUUCUUUUAAUGUUCCUGUGCCCGAGUUCAUUUACCCACUAUCUCCCACGAGACGGUAAAUCCAUACUUAAUUUUGCAGGCUACUAAAGAGCUUGCUGGGAGACAGAAAUUGAACACCAACUUUACAGCACAAAGAAUGAGCAUCAGCAAAGGUGGCACCCUUCUUAGUACAGCUUCCUUCAUUAGUAAGUAGUCAUAUAGAAAUAUAGCAAGUGGCUGCAGCUUUCCUUCUGAUGAGCACUGAAAUCUGGAUACAGAGUGGUUUGGAAAAUCUGGAUGCCUUUUCUCCUUCUGAGACCUGUUGACAUAACUUGCUUUUCUAGUGUAUUUACUGCUUUUAUGACAGCACAUGUGCAUGCCUUAUUUACAAGCUGUUUUUUGCCCUUGUGCACUGGUUUCAGAAUUCUACCAUUUUCUUUGCUAAAAUCAUCAGAAAACAAAGGAGCCAAAUUUCAGACAUGCAGGAAGAUGCUUCUUGCUGCAAAUGCGGGGCUAUGUUUUGGCACUGUUCAAAUGAACAAGUGAGGGCCGAGCUAGCACCCUCUGUACACAAAGAUGGUACAUGGUUUCAUCCUAGAAUGCUGAAAAUGGAUAGCCCUAAUUACAUGUAUGUGUACAAUUUGACUCAAUGUCAGGGAAAGCCUUGCUUCUGCAGGAGUUGGUGAAAGCAGAUAGUGGCAUUCUGUACUCUGUUCCAGUGCCUGUUCUUUCAGAUUUCCUCCAGUGGUGACAUCUGCCUCUACGGGUAGCUGGGCUCUGUUCAUCCAGCAGAGAGCAGAGUUCACUCCGUGCGCUGUGGGCAUAGAAAGCAGGGGCUCACUGACUUCCCUUUCAUUCUGCUCUUGGGGAAUUGCUUUUGAAGGGAAAAACUAGGCUCUCCUAACAGCAGUAACAAGAGGAGAGAAAAGAUGUAACAAGAAAGCUCUUUAGCAAGUGGUUCUAAACAAAUAAUUGGUAAUACGUUUGAGAUGGACGUGCCAGUCUUCUGUUUUGCCUUUCAAACCAGGAAGGAGGCACAAGACCCACAAAAAAGAAAGUAAUCUAGUUAUUUCAAUUCUUUACAUGGAAAUUACCUGCUUUCCUCUGCACAGUAGCUUCCUCGUGCAACAAAAGACUACUUGCUCUAACGUGGUGCACAGCCCCAAAGCCAAAGAGCUCCUCUCCUGAACUUACUGUGCAAUGUCCUGCAGAGCACCAGGGAACAACUGAAGCGUCAGGGAGAGACAACAAAGGUACCUGAAUCACUUUGUCUUCAGGACUAAUGGGAGAGGGAGCAAUUUUUUAACAAGUGCAUUUUAAGAUUUACUGUUGUGGAGUUGCACGUGUGGAGUUUUCUUGUUGUUGUUUUCCUAAUUUCUUUGUUCUGUGCUCUUAGGCAACCAGGUAGCACAGAUCAGAGUGGCCAGUCUUGCUCUGGGUUAAAAUUAUUUCUUUACACAGUUAAAGGAACCAAAAGUGCUGUUUCAACUGCAGAAGGGCAAAAAAGAUUUUUUUUCUGCUUAUUACAGAAAACUGCAUAGAUUUAAAUUGUUGUACAGUAGUAAAGCAGUACUACAAUGCAGUAGUGCCAUUACUGGUAAAAUUCUCUUAUUCAAAGUAAGAUAAACAGGUCUUACUUGAGCAUUACUUCCAGCAGUGAGUCACAUUAAAAUCAGUUGCAUCUCCUUGAUUAAUUGGGACAUUGUAUGGCUUUAACUAUAUCUUGAGUACAUUUGCUGUGGUAGAGAAUAAGAUUUACCAUCUGAAAAUAUUGUUAACAUAGAGCCAAAUUCUUAGACCUGUAGUGGUAUUUUUAUUCAAUUUGUUACCUGCAGAAUUUUCAACACUUGAUGCUCUUCCUGGUUUUUAGUAUUUACUUCCAAGUAGCAGCAGUAGUUUGUAAAGGUAUUUUCUGUUUGGCAUAAAUAUGCUGAUAAGAUGGAAGUCACACACGUGUGCUUUCUUGCAGUUCUGUCUCAGUCCAAACAUGAGCAAUGUAAACUCCUGCCAGAAUGUAGUAAAGACAGUGAAGAUGUGAUCAGAACAUAUGAGCAUUUUUGUUUUCUUGGUGGUGGUUUUUCCUUUUUUUUUUUCCCUCUCAUUGUGAAGAUGUAGAGUUAUAUUCUUGUUCAAACAGUGCUCCUGACCUGGGGACAAGGGCAGUUUUAUUUCUUUGGUUGUAGGAGCUUCCUUAUUUGUGGCUCCUGGUGUUCAGUUUUGUGUUCCUUUUUUCACUUGGAGUAGACUGCAAUCCAGAGAGCAUUUAACACUACAGCUUUCCCUUACAAGCUUCUAUAAAAUGCUGGUGCUUUUUAAACUUUCUAUUUUAGAAAUAUAAGUACAUUUUUCUAAAGCAAUUUUCCUUUCUGAAUUCCUUUUCUCCUUCAGUUAAAAAAAAUAAGUGACAAAACCAGCAUUACAGUGCAGGGGUCAGCACAUCGCAUACUGCAAUCCAAUGAGACACAGGCUUUGUCUAGUUUUGAAAAGUUUUAAGCCACUAAAUUGCAAAUGAUUGGCCAUCAUAUGUAAAAUUAAAGUAACUGCCACUAAUGUGAGAAAAAUAAGUAGGACAAGGAUUCAGUGAGCUCUGUUUGUGGGAAUUGUAUGUCCUCAAUGAGGAGAGCUAGAGAAGAACUGGAAGGAACAGGAGCUGGUGCUGCAUCUAUGCCCAGUCCCCUACAGCAGGAAUUUAGUGAGGGGAAUGAGUGAGAAGAAACUGGAACAACAGAUUUUGGAAACCCCCUUAAGUGUUAACACUUAAAGGCAACCUGUCUGUUGCACUUUGGAAUUGAACCAACUGUUCCUUGGAGUGGAAAAUAGUUCUCUCUCACUCAGGAAUUCCGAAGAUGCCAAAGAUGCAUUCAGAGCUACAUUGCAGGUACGCAGAUGUGCUUGCAGCAGCUGCUCCUGAGGCUAAGCUGCCAGGGGCUGCAGCUGCUGUGUGGCAGGAGAGCAGGGCUGCUGCUGUCAGCUGCCCUGCAGCCCUUGCUUUGACUCACCAUUGUAGGUAAGUGAGUACAGAGUACAGACGUGCAAGGGGUGUGGGCAAAGGCCGGUUUAGCUAGAGAACCUGUGCUCAAAGACUCCCUUGUUGCUAAUUUGGUGCAGCACUUUUUAAAUUAUAAGUAAAAGGAAAAUCAAUACUUUCACAAGUUACAAUUGUAAUCUUAGCUUUCGUCCUAGUGGACUGCCAUGGAGCAGAAAUUAACUGGAGCAGCGGAUUGUUUUAUGGCUUACAGUAACUACUGGUAGCAGCCACUAGUGAUAUCCUGUACGAUACUGGGGAUGCAAAUGUAAGAAGAAAGUGUCACUGCAAUGAUGAUCUGUCUAUACAGCAAACUUGUGAUGAGUGCUGUAAAUACAUUCAUGUUUACUGCUUUAAAAAAGAAAAUUGCACAUUCUGUCUUUCAAUGGGAUUGCCUCCCCUCUUCUUCCCUUUCCAAAAAAGAAAUAUCAAAGCUCUUUUAGACUGCUAGCUUCAGGUUGGGGGGAGCUUUGCCAUAUUAUAAAUAUAUAUAAAUAUAUGUAUAAAUAUACUUUUUUAAGCAUGAGAGAGGACAAAAGAAAUACAUUAUAGAGUACCCAAUAUAGAUCAUUAUACAAUGGAAUAUGCACAAUUCAAUAAAGAUGUAGUUAAAUUUAAUAAUUUGUUUUAAUCCUCUGUCUUGCCCUUUUCCUUUUUCAGAACCCACCUUCUGUUCUCAGGGCAGCAGCAGCUCCCUUUUACAGGGCUCCUGCUUCGCUACAGGUUGCUCAUUCUUGAUAAAAUUACUAUUUAUUGUUUGUUCCUUUGCACAGCUCUUUCCAGUGGAUCAGAGCUGGCUGUAUCAGUAGCAUUGUACAUAGCAGCCACAGGUCUAAAGAAGACCCAGAGUGAAAGCUCACCUUUUCCAUCUGCCUGUUCCCUCAGAUGUGCAAGGUCCUGGCAUUACUCAGUUCAGCUCUGCUCAAACAGCUGAUGGCUGGUAAAUGCUGGUGCAGCCCUUCACUGGGGUCCACUGCAGGGAAUUGAUUAUGCUGUACCAUGGGGGAUGCACAGAGGCUGGUUGUGCAGCACUUGUGAGCUGCUACUGUAGGGUUUUGAAAAUUAAGAUUAAAGAACUCAGACUGAAUUCCUGCUCAUGUAGGAAGGGCACUAAUUCUGAGAGGCUCUGAGGUACUUGGGCUUACAUGUAAAACUGAAGUCAUUUCUGCCUUGAGCCAAAAGCUGCAGCAGUACAGCAGUACCAAAACCAGAACUCAGCUGCAUGAACAGAACUUGAACCACAAGCAGAGCUGCCUGCACCACAGGGAAAUCAAUUGGAGUGUCAUGGCCCCAGGUCACUCAUGUCAUCACUGAAAGAAGAGAAGCUGUUUGUUCUUGCAGGUCUCAAGGAAGUAAGCUCUGCCUGAAUGCUGGAGAUGCAGAGUGGUGUUUAGGAAAGGUGAACAAGAACACUCCAGUCAGCUCAGAAGAAUCUUAGCCUAAAAGUAAAGUUGUUACUAGUGAACAGCAGCUCAGAGCUGUGAAUGCAACAUGGGCAUCCGUGCUGGAAGAAGAAGCUGGUGUCCUAGCACUGGCCAAUUACAGGAAAUACAGUCACAGAAGUGGAGACAUGAGCUGCUGAAGGCUGCCAGCUGGAUGCCAGUAUUCAAACCUAGGCUGGGGGAAGAGCUGAGCUCACCUUCUCUGAACAGGGCUCCUGCAUACACAAGCCACGUCUCCCCAUCCCUCAACACGUUUCAAAAAGCCUGUAACAAGAGAAGGAAAGUGACGCAGUGGUGGCACACUCACAGAACACAGUGUGUGCUUUGUUCCUUUUAUUCAGGGCUUGUAACAAGAGGGUUUAGUACACAGCAACAGUUAAUUCCAAGUACAAUUAAAAAAAUUUAAAAAUUGGGUUUUGCACUCACUUGGAAGAUGGUUCAAAUGGCACACACAAUAAAAUGUUACCGGCAGCACGCAGCUCCCCAGACUCUUGCAGGCUCGAUCAUUUACAGUGGGCUCUGCACUUCUCCACUGCAUCAGCAGCACCAAAAAUCAAAAAGCACAGAGUGCUUCCCUUCCAACUGCAACCCAAAUGUGUGUGAGGGGGGGUUCUGCUUUCAGAAAAGUACAUGGACCAAAAAAAUCCAUGUUAGACACCAACAUUUCCAGAGAAUUCAUAGAAACUACUUGUCCAUGCAAGUUGCAAAAGACACUUUUUCAAAUGUGAAAAGAAGCACUUGGGCUUUCCAAAAAAAAAAAAACAAAAAAAAACACCAAAACAAAACUCAGAUGU